Molecule: messenger RNA, 426 nt
Organism: Gamsiella multidivaricata
Lineage: Eukaryota; Fungi; Mortierellomycota; Mortierellomycetes; Mortierellales; Mortierellaceae
Product: PDCD5-related protein
Exons: 7
Coding region: 1-426 (141 amino acids)
Cellular component (GO): nucleus; cytosol
Molecular function (GO): DNA binding
Source: RefSeq, a predicted model, not a curated record
AUGGAAGACGACGAACUCGAACAGAUCCGCGCCCGCCGCAUGGCAGAACUCAGAGCUCAGUCCGGAGGCGCAGGAAGCAGCAUGGGUGGCCUCCCUGCCGGUCUGAGUAGUGGCAAGAAGGGCGAAGAGGAAAAGGCCAAGAAGGACCAAAUGGAAGAGAUGCGCCGCACUAUGUUGAUUCAAAUCUUGGACGGAGAAGCUCGCGAACGCUUGUCCCGUAUCGCCAUGGUGAAGGCGGACAAGGCUAGAGCUGUUGAGGAUCUUCUGCUUCGUAUGGCUCAGGGCGGUCAGGUCCGCUCCAAGAUCACAGAGAAGCAACUCAUCGAACUCUUGGAACAGGUCAAUCAGCAAACGAAAUCUGAGACAAAGAUUGUGUACAACCGUCGCCGUUACGACGACUCGGAUGACGAUGAUUAUGGCCUCUGA